CUGGAGUUGUUUCUCCUGCUCGUGUGGUCUAUGAUAGUCAGCAACGAUCGACAUCGUAGAAGAGUUGCGAGACGUGCGAUAGCGCGUCUGGAAUGUUGUGGCACUCAGGCAAGAGCUCUACAGCUGUGGGUCGUAAGAAUUGGCAAGUACUUCGGUUGUUGAUGUUCGUGUUUACUGGGGCCGUGAGUGAUUCUCUAGACCAAUGGCACCGUGGGUGUAAUGAGAGCGAGUUUUGUUGCGUUCGAUAGCGACACAUCCUGCACCUUUCGAAGCACUAGCUGAAGCUAGACAUACCCGAUAGAGCAGCAUACAAUCCGCCCCCGCCGUUUCUCGUAGAAAUAAGACGCAAACACCCCAAAUACCCCUCCAAAAGAUGGCCACCACGAUGAUCACUGACCGGCGGAUUGUUCCGAACACCGUCAAGGCGACGCACUCCAACGCGCUGAAGGAGUGCGACCAGUGGUCGCACUCAAAGCAGUUGCUCUGCAAGUUUUCUGCAUGAGGCGGAUUUUCGCAUGACAAGCUUGCAUAUCGCCCCACCUGGGGAAGCAGUAUGUCCUUCAGCUUUUCUGUUGCGGACGCUGCUUCCCAAAUGGUCUUCAGGUGUUUUUGCGUAAAUUAUGCAUGCGCACACGAUGUGUGCAGGCGUUGCGUACGCCGAUCUUUUGGGCGAAAUCUUGCAUGAAGAUAUGGCACAAAACGGGGGCACGACCUCGGUGUUUGUCAUGACAAAAGUCCGAAUCUGUCAUGCAUUUUCUCGAAUUCUGUCUGUUGUGUUUCUGGGCCAGAAACCGGGCCUGCUCUAUCAUUUCCAGGCGCCAAACAAUUGCGGUUCAUAAGGGGAUCCGGAAACAGCGAGACCCGCUCCUGCAGAAGAACGUCGACACCGCGAAAAUCCUGGCACAAAUUAAAACGGACCACGUCGACAUCCGAGACGACCGGCUUGUCAAGCUCAUCGAAACUGCUCACAAAACGCCCGACCCUUCUCUCCUGACACAGCAGCAGAAACAAGUCUUUGAACGCUUCGAAAGCGUCAUUGAAACUAGUGAGAAGAACAGCAGCUGGCAGAACUAUGGGCUCCCCGGGUUACGAUUAAAGGUCGUGCUGGACCUGGUGCAGGCUACCUGUUCAACAACGCCGGUUACCAGGGCGAUUUGA
Amoebophrya sp. A120 is the source of this 1158-nucleotide messenger RNA. The record is from the annotation of a GenBank genome assembly. NCBI's taxonomy places the organism in Eukaryota, Dinophyceae, Syndiniales, Amoebophryaceae.